AUGACAAGCGAACAGAUCGUCCCGGAUCCUGAGCACCAAUCCCUCGGCUUCGACUCAAGUGGCUGGGAGCUCGCUUUCAUUCCUGAUCAGCACUCUCAAUUUGAGGUUCUUGAAAGCCCUCUUGGAAGUUCUAUGCAGACCGGACAAUUUGCGGAGGAUCUGACAAUCGAUCCGGCAAUCCUGGACGAUAAUCGUUCCCGCGAUGUUGAGCAGGCUCAAACAACAUCAACUACCACUAUCGCCGCAGCCAUUCCACGCAGACUCCCAGUUGAACAUUCUCGCUCCCCGGUUCGAGACGCCUAUCACCACAGCAGGCAACACGAUCCUAAAAGGCCGGUGAAAGUCGGUCGGCUGUCUGCCAAAACCAGCAGAGUUUCAGUUGUCGUCGACAAUCGCCCCAAAAAAAGGGCCACCCGGUCCACUCCGGAACUCGGCCGCAAGAACGUAUCGCUUCCGACUUUUCGUGCUCAAUUCUCCGCCCUUCCGGUUGAGGAAAGAUUACAGUUCUUGUCCUGGCUGUUCGAGGGUGCCUUGUCUCAUUGCCUCCAUACGCCUCCGAGAAGGAAUACAGUCCCGACGUCUACAUCCCAACAUACAAGCACAAAUGCUCAAGCAAUCGAUGCGGGACUUACUCCUUCCUCGAGAAAAGGGCUACCAUGGUGCGAGGAAGAGGUUCGCUUACUCGUGAAACUCAGAGAGGAAGAAAACCUUGCGUGGUCGGAGGUGACUGAGCGGUUCGGUCAGAAAUUUACAGGAAGGAGUCAAGGCUCUAUGCAGGUGUACUGGAGCACAAAGCUUAGGAAAUGA
This is a messenger RNA of Penicillium griseofulvum, 807 nucleotides long. RefSeq lists its product as uncharacterized. Bases 1 to 807 code for a protein of 268 amino acids. The record is from RefSeq and is a predicted model, not a curated record. NCBI's taxonomy places the organism in Eukaryota, Fungi, Ascomycota, Eurotiomycetes, Eurotiales, Aspergillaceae. The transcript has a single exon.